Ochotona curzoniae (black-lipped pika) is the source of this 1817-nucleotide messenger RNA. It is a transcript of the gene HTRA4, whose product is annotated as HtrA serine peptidase 4. Bases 251 to 1693 code for a protein of 480 amino acids. Gene Ontology annotation, cellular component: extracellular region. Gene Ontology annotation, biological process: programmed cell death; proteolysis; positive regulation of apoptotic process. Gene Ontology annotation, molecular function: protein binding; serine-type endopeptidase activity. The record is from RefSeq and is a predicted model, not a curated record. NCBI's taxonomy places the organism in Eukaryota, Metazoa, Chordata, Mammalia, Lagomorpha, Ochotonidae. The transcript has 9 exons.
UCAGACCAGUCCCGGGACUGGGGACUGCCUGGAGGGGAGAAGGGAGGAGGGACAGGCCUGGUCCCUGGGCGGCUGGACGCUGGUGCCACCGCUGGGGUGUGUUUCUGCAGAGGUCUGCCAAGGUCUGUCCCUUAAAGCCUGGGGACUGGCGGAGGUGACGUCCCAGCCCAGAGAAAGUAUUGCUCACUUCAUUUCGGGGCCAGAGUGAAGUAACUGGAACAGGGGGAAGCAGACAGCCAAGGGGAGCAGCAUGACCAGACCUCAGCGGCUGCCGGCUGAGCUCGGCUCUUGCCUCUGGCUGUGGUUGCUGCUGCUGCUGUCCCCUGAGCCUACCCCAAAGGUCGAGGCGAGAAGGUCCAGGCCCUUGCUUCCGUGCCCCGCAGUCUGCGAGCCGAUGCGCUGCCCGCCGCUGCCCACCUGCUCCGCGGGGAUGCCCCCAGUGCUGGACCGCUGUCGCUGCUGCCGCGUCUGCGCCGGGGCGGAGGGCGAAGCUUGCGGCGGGCUGCGGGGCCGGCCGUGCGCCCCAGGGCUGCAGUGCCACCUGAAGCCGGUCAGAGGCAGCUGGCUCGGCACCUGCGACUGUCCGGAGGAGGAUGCGGCCGUGUGCGGCAGCGACGGGCGUACCUACCCCAGCCUGUGCGCACUCCGUGCUGAGAACCGUGCCGCGCGCCUUCGAGGCGCACUCCCGGCGGUGCCCAUACAGAAGGGUGGCUGCGGGGACCCAGGAACCAGAAGCACAGGCCAGCUCCGGAGCAAGUACAACUUCAUCGCCACCGUGGUGGAGAAGGUGGCGCCAUCUGUGGUUCACUUGCAGCUGUUCCGCAGGUCACCUCUGACCGGCAAGGACAUCCCCUCAUCCAGCGGCUCUGGUUUCAUAGUGUCUGAGGAUGGGCUCAUUGUCACCAACGCUCACGUCCUUACCAACCAGCAGCGCAUCCGGGUGGAGCUGCAGAACGGGGCCCAGUAUGAGGCCGCCAUCAAGGACAUUGACCACAGAUUGGAUCUUGCAUUGAUUAAGAUUGAACCUGAUACUGACCUUCCUGUAUUGCUGCUGGGAAGGUCAUCGGACCUGCGGGCUGGAGAGUUCGUGGUGGCCUUGGGAAGCCCAUUUUCUCUGCAGGACACAGUGACCGCGGGGAUUGUCAGCACCACGCAGCGAGGGGGCAGAGAGCUAGGGCUGAAGGAUUCAGACAUGGACUAUAUCCAGACCGAUGCCAUCAUUAACCACGGGAAUUCUGGGGGUCCUCUGGUGAACUUGGAUGGUGAUGUAAUUGGCAUCAAUACACUGAAGGUGACCGCGGGCAUCUCCUUUGCGAUUCCCUCAGAUCGCAUCAGGCAGUUCUUGGCAGACUACCACGAGCGCCAGUUGAAAGGAAAGGCUUUUUCACAGAAGAAAUACCUGGGUCUUCGAAUGCUGCCCCUCACCCUGAACCUCCUCCAGGAAAUGAAAAGGCAGGAUCCGGACUUUCCUGAUGUGAGUUCUGGGGUUUUUGUCUAUGAAGUGAUUCAAGGAACUGCUGCAGAAAGCUCUGGGUUCAGAGACCACGACGUGAUUGUCAGCAUAAAUGGGCAACCUGUUACUACCACCGCUGAUGUCAUCGACGCCGUGAAGGACAGCGAGUCCCUUGCCUUCGUCGUCCGCCGAGGACGUGAAACGUUGUUCCUGACGGUCAUACCUGAAAUAAUCAAUUAAGUCAUCUUGCUUUAAAGAAAGCUUACUUUGCAAAAAAGCCAAAGUUAUAAUAUCUGGUUUGUAUUGAAGAUGUGCCAAAGAUGGCAAAGAUCUCUUGAAUAAAGAAAAACAGAUGCUUUCCACA